Messenger RNA from Oryzias melastigma (Indian medaka), 3311 nucleotides. It is a transcript of the gene odad2, whose product is annotated as armadillo repeat containing 4. The transcript has 21 exons. Gene Ontology annotation, molecular function: protein binding. The record is from RefSeq and is a predicted model, not a curated record. NCBI's taxonomy places the organism in Eukaryota, Metazoa, Chordata, Actinopteri, Beloniformes, Adrianichthyidae. The coding region runs from base 150 to 3197 and encodes 1015 amino acids.
GUCGUGUGUGGUGGUAUCUUGGCAACGGACCGCGUCCACGAUAAAUUGAAGGUUUGUAUAUUGAAAACCCAACACGGUACGGGAAUUUAAGAAGAUUUAAGCACUUGCAAUCCUAAGCAACAUAUCUGACAAAUCUCCCGUUUGAAGUCAUGGGGGUGUCGCUGUCCAAGGCGGCACAGUGGACCACCUUCAGUCCAGACGCCGGCAAACUGAAGUUCACGCCAACAAACCAGGCCCUGCUGAAGGAGAUCCUGAGCUUCCUGGAGCGGAUCGUCUCCCAACACCCACAGGAGGCCGACUGUGUCUUUGAGGCGCCGCUGCAGUGGCGCACCACCUCGUUGGCACCUGAUCCCAAAACAGACAAUGACAUCAGUGUCUCCACUGCACGGUCUCACGAGGCGAACAGCGAGGGGGCGCUCUCUCCUCCCACUGCUCACAGCUUCUCCCAGCUUUCCAGACUAAUUCAUGCCGCUGAAGAUAAGAAGCUGGAAGAGAUUCAAGCGUGUCUGGAAGAAAACAGGAACUUCCUGGUUAAGAUUCUUGGUCGCAGAUUUGCCUCCCAGUUGAUUGGAGAUGAUUCUGACGCUGAGAGCCUCAAAAAGGAUGAAACCUCAGACGUCAAAUCCAGACUGAUGGUCCUGCUGCAGAACACAGACGAACAGAUCCUGAGGGAGCUUCUCCGAGACGUCUCAGACGCCCAGUACGACCCAGACCUCAUGAAGGUCGAGAUGGACUUUCUGCAGUUCUGCAGCGAGGGGGACGACCGGCUGCUGAAGUCAGUCCGCUACACGUCAGAUUUUGAGUACUGGAAUGGCUGUCGAGCUCCCCCUUGGAGACAGGCGCAGGGGGAGAUUUGUUACGUCGUAAUUGAGCCGAUGGACACCGAGAGGCUCAGCGUCACCUGCUGCACCGCUGGAGUUUUCCUCAAUGGGGGCGGGAAUCCAGAAGAGGACGAUGGCUGCAUUCGAACAAGUGAAAUUUACCCCGAUUUGGUGACUCUCAUGAAGAGAAGAUCUUCAUAUUUCGCAUUAAACCUGGUCAAAGAGGUACCGUACCUUCCAUCAGCACAGAGGACUCAGCUGUCUGUGUCGAAGCUUCACGACAGCAGAACCCUUGAGCCGAGGUGGAGGGAUCUCCUUCUGUCGACCGGAGGCGGAGAGGAGGAGAAGAAGCUCAGAAGGAGCUCUGCGGAGAAGAAGAAAAGGCUGGAGUCAGGGACCAGGAGCAAAACAAAACCAGAGGUCAUCGUGUCGUCUUCACCUGCACGCCUGACCUCCCUGACCAAGAAGACGUCGUCGAAAGCAACCGUCGCAGAUUUUUCCAGCGAGACGUCCAGCAAGAGCGAGGAGGAAGAAGAGCAGCCAGAGCGCCGUCCAAAGAGCGACUUCUACCUGUCCUCUGAGUUCUUGCAGAUCAAGAAACUGGUGAAGUACCUCAAGAAAAGCGACCAGAAAGUCACUCUCCUCGUGCUUUGCUGCAUGCUGGACUUGGAUCUCACGCAGGAAUCUUGCAACCUGGUCAUCCGGGAUGAAGGCGGCCUGAAAGUCCUUCUUAACCUGCUGGACACAAAUGAAGACGAAUGCAAAAUGGGAGCUCUAAAGAUCUUGAUCAGGAUGAGUCGAUGCGUGCCCAUCCAGCGCAGCAUCGAGGACAUGCUCGGGGUGCGGAGCUUUGUGAACAACCUGGACUCAGAGGUGACCAAGGUGAAGGCUUUAGCAGCUGAAACCAUCGCCAAUGUGGCCAACUUCCCUCGAUCAAGAAGAACUGUCAGGCAAUCGGGCGGGAUCGAGAAACUGAUAAAACUACUGGAUGGUUUCCUGAAGUCUCAGAAGAAGAGUGACAACUCAGAGGACAUGGAGGCCGCCCGCUGUGGCGCCUUAGCUCUGUGGAGCUGCAGCAGGAGCACCAGGAACAAGAAGGCCAUCUGCAAAGCUGGGGGCAUCCCUCUGCUGGGAUGUCUGCUCACAUCUUCACUGGAGAGCAUGCUCAUCCCAGUGGUGGGCACGCUGCAGGAAUGUGCAUCAGAGGAAAGUUCCAGGAUUACCAUUCAAUCCAAAGACAUCAUCCAGAAUUUGGUCAAAAACCUGAGGAGUGACAGCACAGACUUAAAGAUCCAGUGCUCCAUGGCACUCUUUAAGUGUGCAGAGGACAAAGAAACCCGUGAUCUGGUGCGCAAGUACAAGGGCCUGAAGCCACUGGUGGAGCUGCUCAACACCAACAAUAAGGAGCUCCUGGCUGCUGCCUCUGGAGCCAUCUGGAAAUGUUCCAUCAGCUCAGAAAAUGUGGUAAUCUUUCAGCAGGACAAAGUACUGGAGAGCCUUUCUCGUCUGCUCACUGAUCAGCCGGAGGAAGUUCUUAUCAACGUGGCGGGGGCCCUGACGGAGUUUCUUCAGAUCCCCGCAAACAAGGCCGCCAUCCGAAAGUGUGAUGGCAUCAAACCAAUGAUACAACUGCUCUUAAGGACAAACCAGGCGCUGCUUGUGAAUGUCACCAAGGCUGUGGGUGCGUGCGCCACCGAUAAGGAAAAUAGGAAGAUCAUUGACGAGCUUGACGGAAUCAGUCUGCUGUGGGCCCUUCUACAAAACCCCAAUCCAGAUGUUCAGUCCAGUGCUGCAUGGGCCAUCUGUCCGUGCAUCGACAACUCAAAGGAUGCCAUGACAACGGUGUUAUCCUUCCAAGGAUUUGGUCUGAUACUGAAUUUACUCACGUCAACAAACAAGGAGGUGCUGGUCAGCACUUGUGCGGUCAUCGCUAAACUAGCCAAGUACAAAAACAUCCUCACGACCCUCACCGAGUACGGGAUUGUCUCACUGCUGACCAAGCUGACAAACACAAAGGACGACAGGCUCCGUCACCACCUUUCCGACGCCAUCUGCAACUGCUGUCAGCACGCCAACAAUGUUGCCUCCUUCGGUGAGGCCGGAGCCGUGGAGCCUCUGGUGAAGUACAUGAAGUCGGAAGAUGUUUUGGUCCGACAGAGCGCAACCAUGGCCCUCUUUCAAUUAUCCUGGGACCCCAACAACAACCUCACCAUGCUGUCUAAAGGAGCCGUCAAACGCCUGAUUCCCAUGAUUGGCUCCACUCUGGAGGAGGUCCAGGAAGCCGCUGCCUGCUGCGUACGCAACAUCCGAAUGACAGCCAUGGAAUGCAGGAGGGCAAGCCGAAUCUCCAGACCGACCCAGGAGGGGUGUCAAUAGUUGGUUUGACAUGUUUGUGCUGAUUUUCCAUGAAUUUAUGCUUCAUGUGUUCCUGAAGAGCCUUCAGCUUUCUGCUUCCAUGAACAAGUUUGAAUUAAACAAACGUAGCAAAAA